This is a messenger RNA of Hydractinia symbiolongicarpus, 1907 nucleotides long. RefSeq lists its product as uncharacterized. The transcript has 5 exons. The record is from RefSeq and is a predicted model, not a curated record. The coding region runs from base 328 to 1431 and encodes 367 amino acids. NCBI's taxonomy places the organism in Eukaryota, Metazoa, Cnidaria, Hydrozoa, Anthoathecata, Hydractiniidae.
AAAGUAAAAAUACGGUCACGUACUUGUAGCCACUUCGAUGAUUUUUAUGGAGCGCCAGCUUAUUAUAUAGUUAAGUUCACCUUAAUUACAUUGAUUUUCCCUAUAUUUUUACCUUCAACAUACAUUUUAAAAGUAUUAGUAUGUUUACUCUGUAAUUUCAGCCGUAAUUUGAGCAAAAAACUUUUUUAAAAAAAGACAAAAAAAGACUGACAUUAAGAUGUGCAAAUAGCGCGACAUGUAAUGUUUGCAUUGUAACUAGUGCGAUGUAAAGAUGACACUAAAAGGAAAACAAAAUUCUAACGUUCACGGGAGAAAAAAGAAGAGACGAUGCUGGCCUUAAUACUUUGUAUAUGCUUUUUGUUAUCAGUUAACACACAGGAACUGUUGGAUGCCUACAAACCAAUUCAGUAUGAUUUUGAUGGUACUGAAACCCAUACAAAUCAUCGAGUUCGAAGAGCUACUGAAGUGUUCAGCGAAAACAUAACAUAUACUUGCGACACAUCAAACCAUCCACAACCAACGGCAGAAUAUCCAGCAGUACUAUUUGAAAAUUUUAACUACAAUAACUGCACACCAUCUGGGAGGUUUGUGCGUUUGCGUGCAAAUGAUUUCAUUAAGUGGGUUGAGAACAUACCACGCCCAGGUCGAGGACGAAGGUUAACAUGGAGUUCCAUGCUAAUGAUACCAGGACUUAACGUUACAUUCAGAGCAUGCUGUCCUAGUGGGAAUGACUUCACCAAGUCGGUCUCCAACUGGAAGAAUACAGCGAAUAUGAAUUUAUCUGUAUUUCAUCAUCCUGAUCUGCAAGGAAACAAUGGCAUAUGGUAUCAAAGAUGGUUGCAUUGGGUAAUGUCAUUUUACAUUCGCAUUGAGCCCCCCACUGAUUUGAGCUUUAUUCCAGAUUGCGGUAACUGUUAUUUCGGUCAGUGUGGGUUGACUGGUAAAUGCGAAUGUGCACUGGGAUACUCAGGGACUGAAUGUGAUAUAAGACCAACAAGCGAUUCCUACCCUACUCAGGAGAAACCGCUCGUGUUAUUUAAAGAGACACGCUUCCAAGGAAGCUAUAUAUACGGUAAUCCAGACGAAUUCAAAAAAUUUGCCAGUAAUUCACGUGAUGUGAGAGAAGUUCAAUACAAAUCGUUGCGCGUGCUUCACAACCGUACCGUGACUUUCGCUAGAAAUAUAAAAUUUAUGAGCACGUGGAAUCCCGGUAGUGAUAUUGAAGAUAUUGCGAACUUUAUGCUCGCUAAUACUGAUGUCGCUGAUCCGUUGUGGUAUAAUUUCGACCCAAGCAUCGAAGUGGAUUUUUAUGUAAAGGUCGAAGGUAAUAUAAAAUGUGAUAACUGUAGCCUAAGUAAUGGCGUGUGCUAUACAGGCAGUUGUGUGUGUAAACCAGGCUUUACUGGUGCACAUUGUGAUAUGUCUGUAUAAUAACUGACUAGUAAUGUAAAAAGACCCUUGUGACUAUUUAGGUACCAAAGAAUUAAUUUUUGUGAGACCUAAUUUUCGCAAGUCAUAAUAUUUCGUGAAAAUUAAAUUUUACAUUUGCAUUGUUUGCAUUCACACUGAAACCUAGUCUAUUAUAAUCGUCAUCUCAAAAUUUUUAUAACAACUGGUUUCUUGAAGACGGUAUUCAAAAUGAUAUGUUCCCAGCAAGACGUGUUUCGUUGUGUCUGUUAUACCUGUUUGUUUGUUUUGGAGUUUAUUUUGAGGGAAGUUGGCAUUGUAAGCUACCUUUAAGAUAUUUCAAAGUACAGCUUGAGCAUGUUUUAAAAAUAUAAGAAGUUUCUAUGAUCAUGAUUUAUAUAUUUCAUAAAUAUUUGUAGAUAUAAUAUUUGUUUUCUUUUGAAUAUAAUAAUUUGUACAUUUUAAUUACACUAAUAAUAUAUUCGAUGUAAAUCACUGUA